GGAAACAUGAACAGUUAUAGUUUUCUAAUAACUUUGUUUAUACAUCUCGAAUAUCCAGUUUUCUCAGAACAAGAUUUUUACCAGGUCAAAGCAUGUUGUUCAUUCAAUGGUCCAAACUUUAACCAUGUUGAAUACAUAAUUAGAUCUAGUUUUAACAAGAAUAAUAUGAUGGAGUACAACAGUACAAGAGGAAACUGGAUUGGAUUCACUUAUUAUUCCGUUGAGAAUUCACAUUACUGGAACACUGACCCUUUGGAUGCACUUAAAAGAGCAAUGCAAAAGAAACUUUUGUGCAACGACAACAUACAAGUUAUCCAAACCAUAGGAAACAUGUCCACAACACCCACCAUUAGGUUAAAAUCAGUCAAACACCCUUAUGGUCGACAUCCAGCCAUGCUUGUAUGCAGUGCCUAUAACUUUUACCCAAAGCAAAUCCAACUAACCUGGCUGCGAAAUGACCAAGACGUGACUGAAGGGGUCAGUUAUACAGAUGUUAUCCCUGAUGGAAAAUUAUACUACCAGUUUCACUCUCACCUGGAGUACACCCCGACUUCAGGAGACAACAUCAGCUGCAUGGUUAAACAUUUCACCCUGUUCGAGCCAAGGGUCAUUGUUUGGAUUUCAGAUGACUCUUUUACUGAGGAAGAAAAAACUCAGAUUGUUGUUGGACUGUGUGCUCUGAUGCUUGGUUUGGUUAUCCUGACCUCUGGAUUUAUCUACUACAGGAAAAAGUCAGCUUUAUACAACUCUAUCUGCCAAGGUGAAGACAUUGAAGAAACCUAAACUUUUAAAAACAAUAUUACGGUACUUCAACUACCGUAUUAUUACAAUUAUCCUUUCUUUGACCAGGACGAGCAGUGAUUCCUGUGGACGUCAUUCCCGAAUUUUGAGCCUUUUAGUAGCUCAAACAAAAAUUAAUUGAAAAAAGACAAAGUCCUCCAUGAUGUUCUACAUAUGACACCUCUAACUAUGUCUAGGCUUUGGUGGUCGGGUUGAUAUACGGGAUUUUAAAUCUAAGGGGAAAUGCACAAGUUUUACAUAUAUUACUGUUUUUGAAAGUUUGUAUUUGUACUUGGCGGUUUUUUUUGUCUUUUUCUGCAUGAUUUAUGGUGUUGGACAGUUGGUAGCAUUGUUGCCUUGCAGC
Molecule: messenger RNA, 1144 nt
Organism: Girardinichthys multiradiatus
Lineage: Eukaryota; Metazoa; Chordata; Actinopteri; Cyprinodontiformes; Goodeidae
Product: HLA class II histocompatibility antigen, DQ beta 1 chain-like
Exons: 4
Coding region: 7-783 (258 amino acids)
Biological process (GO): antigen processing and presentation of exogenous peptide antigen via MHC class II; positive regulation of T cell activation; immunoglobulin production involved in immunoglobulin-mediated immune response
Cellular component (GO): membrane; MHC class II protein complex
Molecular function (GO): MHC class II protein complex binding
Source: RefSeq, a predicted model, not a curated record